Molecule: messenger RNA, 4410 nt
Organism: Felis catus (domestic cat)
Lineage: Eukaryota; Metazoa; Chordata; Mammalia; Carnivora; Felidae
Product: putative RNA-binding protein Luc7-like 2
Exons: 10
Coding region: 2438-3457 (339 amino acids)
Biological process (GO): mRNA splice site recognition
Cellular component (GO): U1 snRNP; U2-type prespliceosome
Molecular function (GO): mRNA binding
Source: RefSeq, a predicted model, not a curated record
GACAGAAACCAAAAUUACCAGUAUUUUUAUUUUAAAAAUUCUUUGUUGAUUUAGCCAAAUUAUACUUCCAUGGUAUAUGCCCAAAUAAACUAAUGAAAUACUGCUUGGUAGUGUAAACAAAUUAUUUUAAAAUGUUAACCUUAAGACUCUUAAGUAAAGGUUUAAAAAUACAAAUAAACAGAUACUUAGUUGCUAGUUCCUCAGGAUAUUUCUGUAUCUUAAAUUAUUAGGGGUUUUAUUAUUUCAUUGUCUUAAAGGUUUCUGUAAUGCAUAGGCUGAUAUUUGAUAGCUGUAUUUAUUGUGUUUGCAGUUAUCAAAUGUUUUUAGAGCAAGCAUUUUGAGGCACUGAGAAGUUACUUUAAAACACUUUUUGGCAUUUAUAGAAGUAGAUUCUUUUUGUAAAAACUCAUCAGAGAUAGUCUUUGCUAAAUUCAUAUUUGGAAUUGUUUAUAUUUCACUUGAUAGCUGUGUCUUCAGGGCACAUAUAUCUUAAUAUUAGAUUUAAUGUUGUGAUUUCUGAAGCAAAAACAGUCGCCCUACUUCACAAAUGUUUGAUUAGUAAGAUUCCUAAGAACCUUGAUUUUAUUCUAAAGCCUGGUUUAUAAUAAUCUUGAGCCAUUAGUUUGACAUAGCAUUGAAACAGUACUCUUGUUACAUACUAAAAAGCUUAGAUAUUGUAGCAGGGAGAGUCCUAGAUAUGAAAGGGGUUUUUUUUUUUCCUACUUAAAACCUACACGAUCUUUAAGUUUCUUAAUAUAAUUUGGGUAGAGAUUUUAAAUAAGACAGUUUUUCUUACAUGCCAGUAAGCAAAAAAUGUCUAGUAUAUAGCAUUGCCUUUCUGGUGCGAGCUUAACUUAUUCUAAUGUGAACUUAGGCCCUCCCCAAAGUCUAAAAUGAGGUAAAAUUUUUUAAAAAGCAUUUUUUAAAAACCCCAGUUGGCCCACAGAGCAUUUCCUAGAGUUCCAGCAUUGGACUUUUUCCAGUGGUCAAUCAUAUUCUUUUGUAGGGUUACACUUGUUAAGUCAAUAUUUUGAAAAAUAAAACACCCUGAUUUUGUUCACUUUUGUUUUCAUAUACAAGAAUCUUUACAGUCAACAUGUACUUCUAGAUGCUGUAUUGAAAUUGCUGGCAGAGUCUAUUCUAUACAAACUGAACAAUCUGGCCCCUUGUUUUAUUUGUAAAGGUUCAAUGUAUCUAUGCCUGCCUACUUCAAUCUGCAAGGGAGUGUCAGAAAGGCCCCGCAUUCGCCGAGCCGUGAGUUAUCACUAACUUUUCAGAUGUGUUAAUGAAUGUGGAACAAAAGCAGUUGUGUUUAAAAGGAAAAAAGGACCAUCAAAAUAACCUUUAUUAUAGUAGCAGGCGUGAACACUAAAUGAUUUAUUCCAAAUUGUGGUGUCAAAAAUAACCUACUUUAACUAGAGACUAGCCUCUAGAAAACCUAUUGUUGAACUGCUCUGAAGCUAUCAUUUUAGCUAUAAAUUAUUUUUCUUAAAUAUAAUAUACCCUGAUUACAAAUUAGAGUGUUAAGUCUUUUUAACGGAGUUAAAACAAUUUGAACAAAAUCUUACCCCACCUGAAAAUGACAUAUUUAGUUGACUGCAUUAAGCUCUUCAAAUAAGACCAUGUGAAAGGGGUAAAGGCUUAACCUUUUUGUUGCUCACAUGUAAAAAACAAAUUAAGUAAUUGGAUCACUUCCUAGAUGAGUUUUUGGAGUGCCCCAGGCAUCACAUGAAGUACAGAGGUUUUUAUAAUCUCUUUUGGUACCAACAGUUCUCGCUUCAGUAAUUCAUCAGUAGGUUUUCAUUCAUCAAUGAUGGUAUCAAUUUAAGGCUAAAAUAAAACACAUUUCUUAGGGUUGAUCAUUCUACAUAGAGGAAACAUCCUUAAGAGAUUUUCCCCCCCAAGGAGAUUCUAAGCAAAAAAAUUGUAACUAACAUCUAUAUUUUGUUAUUAGAGCUAGUUACCUUUAUUUUUCUUAGACUCUUUAAAAUUUGAGUUAGAUAGGCCUAUUUGAUUAGCAGGUUGGAUGCUUCUGUUGCUUAGGAGGUAUAUUGUGUUAUAUGAAGACAAUAAAUUUAAAUGUACCCAGUUUGGCCAUAUAUAGCACAGACCACCUAAAACGUGAAGGUAUGGUACCUUUGGAGGCAUUAAAGUUAACGUUUCAUUUAGGCAAUGUGCCUUUGUUUGACUGGUGUGUAAGUCCUUCUUCCAGGUUUGUACACUCUUAAACACGCUAUUCUACCCUCUCUAACUCAUCCCAGCAGCAAAUGGGAGACACUUCAGCUGGAACAAAAUAGUGGAAGAAAUGGCGUCUGGGGUUCAGUGGGGAUUCGCAGUGUGAGAUACUACUCGCCAACGAAUCAAAUUCAGUGAUGACCGAGUGUGCAAGAGUCACCUUCUCAACUGUUGCCCCCAUGAUGUCCUCUCUGGAACUAGAAUGGAUCUUGGAGAGUGUCUCAAAGUCCAUGACCUGGCUUUAAGAGCAGAUUAUGAAAUUGCAUCCAAAGAACAAGAUUUUUUCUUUGAACUUGAUGCUAUGGAUCAUCUGCAGUCAUUCAUUGCAGACUGUGAUCGAAGAACAGAAGUGGCCAAGAAAAGAUUAGCAGAAACUCAAGAAGAGAUUAGUGCUGAAGUGGCCGCAAAGGCAGAACGUGUUCAUGAAUUAAAUGAAGAAAUUGGUAAGUUGUUGGCCAAGGUGGAACAACUAGGAGCUGAGGGAAAUGUGGAAGAAUCCCAAAAAGUAAUGGAUGAAGUAGAGAAAGCACGGGCAAAGAAAAGAGAAGCAGAGGAAGUUUAUAGGAAUUCUAUGCCGGCUUCCAGUUUCCAACAACAGAAACUUCGAGUCUGUGAAGUCUGCUCUGCCUAUUUAGGUCUUCAUGAUAAUGAUAGACGACUGGCUGAUCAUUUUGGGGGUAAACUGCACCUGGGAUUUAUUGAAAUAAGAGAGAAACUUGAAGAAUUAAAGAGAGUUGUAGCUGAGAAACAGGAGAAAAGAAAUCAGGAACGCCUGAAACGAAGAGAAGAAAGAGAGAGAGAAGAAAGGGAGAAGCUGAGGAGGUCUCGAUCACAUAGCAAGAAUCCCAAAAGGUCCAGGUCCAGAGAGCAUCGCAGACACCGGUCUCGCUCCAUGUCACGGGAACGGAAGAGGAGAACUCGCUCCAAAUCUCGGGAGAAACGCCAUCGCCACAGAUCCCGCUCUAGCAGCCGAAGCCGCAGCCGUAGCCACCAGCGAAGUGGGCACAGUUCUAGAGACAGGAGCAGAGAGCGAUCCAGGAGGAGAUCCUCAAAAGAAAGAUUCAGAGACCAAGACUUAGCAUCACGUGACAGAGACAGGAAUUCAAGAGACAGAUCACCUCGUGACAGAGACCGAAAAGAUAAGAAGCGGUCCUAUGAGAGCGCUAAUGGCAGAUCAGAAGACAGGAGGAGCUCUGAAGAGCGCGAAGCAGGGGAGAUAUAAUUAGCUGUGUACAUAUCCUCAAUCCUUAAGCUUCCUAUGGAGUUACAUACUAUUGUUUAGUUUACAGCUAUUGGGGGUUACAGUGAGCAGUUCCAGACUCCAAUCCAAAUAGGCUAGAUGCACAGUAUCUAACUCGAUCUGAACUGAACUUGUUUUCCCUGAUGAAGCCUAAAACUACAUCCAUAGUUUCUGGUGAACCUGUAAUGCGAUUCUGAAAGUACAGUUUUAUAUAAUAAGAUGCUGAUAUCUUUAUUCUUUCUAGUAGGAGUGAUAGUGAACGAAUUGUGUUGCUUGCCUUGGGAAUUUUUGAACAUUUGUAAAAUGCUGUCUUCCUUUCUAGUCCACAAACAACAGCUUUCAGAAUUUUUCUUUUUAAUUCUUCUUCCUCUGACUUUUGUAUCCCCUAAUACCUCCACCCUCUAAUUAUAGGAGAAAGGGGGAGCAGGGAAGCAAUAUGACUUCUGUUCUAAGGUUCUGUUCCCAUUAUUAUGCGCUGAUUACAGAGCAUUUAUACUGGAAAGUGUGCUGGAGAAAUUUCAAUACCCGGAGUUUUUGUUUUGUUUUACAGUGCCUAUUUAGAGUUGGAAGUUGAACAGCCUGUUGCAUCACAUACUUUGCUUUUUUAUUGAAAUUUUGAAAUCCAACAUGUCUUGAUUUUUCUGUUCUAUUGAAUUGCUAUGUUCAGGAUGUUUUGAAAAGGGGGGUGGGGCAGGGACUCUUUCAUAAGCACUUGUUUUAUUUUGUGUGUGUGUGUGUGUGUGGAGUAUAAAGGCUACAACCUUAUUGUAAAAAAUAAUAAAAUGAAACAAUCACCACCACCAUCAUUAAACUGUAACUUGUCUAGUAAAUUGUCACUAGAACUAUUUGAUGUGGGCAUUUCUUCUGUUCUAUCAUCAUUAGUGCCUUACUGUGCAAGGCACCAAAGGAAAUAAACACAUACUUGCCAAGAUGAA